AUUAACGCGGCGGCUCACCUGACUGUGCGGUUUUGCUGCAGCCUGGAUCAGAGCACAGCUGCUCGUCCCCGAUGCGACCAGCGGAAAACAUCACUGACUCUCUGGCUGUACCGUUAAAUGCCAACCGCAGACCGCUGUUUCUGGACAAAAAAGACAAGUAGGCAAGAAAGUGAGCUGGUGAUGCUUUGUUACUUCCAGGUGAAAUAGAAGUAAGCCAAAACCGCACCUGUUCCCUCUCUAUUUUGGUUCUGACCAAGUGUGGGUAUUUUUCUACAAAUGGAUAAUGGAGACUGGGGACAUAAGAUGACUACUCCCGUUACCUUGAACGUGGGAGGCCACAUGUACACCACCAGUUUAUCCACUCUGCAGCGCUAUCCAGACUCCAUGCUGGGUGCCAUGUUCCGGGGAGAUUUCCCCACAACUCGCGAUUCCCAGGGGAAUUAUUUCAUUGAUCGUGAUGGAACACUUUUCCGGUACAUCCUGAACUUUCUGCGAACGUCUGAGCUUACCCUCCCUGUGGACUUCACAGAGACAGACCUCCUCAGGAAAGAAGCAGACUUCUACCAGAUUGAACCUCUGAUCCAGUGCCUUAACGAUCCCAAACCGCUGUACCCUCCCGACAUCUUCGAGCAGGUUGUGGAGCUCUCUAGUACUCGGAAACUGUCAAAAUAUUCAAACCCAGUGGCUGUCAUCAUCACGCAGCUAACCAUAACUACAAAGGUUCACGGCCUGCUGGAAGGUAUUUCCAACAACUUCACCAAGUGGAACAAACACAUGAUGGACACCAGAGACUGCCAGGUUUCGUUCACCUUUGGACCAUGUGACUACCAUCAAGAGGUGUCCCUAAGGGUUCACCUCAUGGACUAUAUAAUGAAACAAGGCUUCACCAUCCGCAACACACGUGUGCAUCAUAUGAGUGAGCGCGCAAACGAGAACACGGUGGAGCAUCAUUGGACUUUCUGUAGGCCUGCUCACAAAGUUGAAGACUGAGUCGCAGCACAGUUGUUGUGUGUGACAUUACGGUUUGAUUUGUCUUCAUAUAACACAAAUCAUGAUUUUAAAUAAAAAAAGAACAUAAUUGACCCCUUUUUCAGUUAUGUAUCACUUUUCCCCACAUAUUUUGAUCAAUAUGUGGUACAGAGUGCAAGGCUCAGUGUCCAGUUUGCAAAAAGACAGGGAAAUGACACUUAUUGAUUUAUUGCCCUGUUUGAAAGUUUGAUCUUUACUAUAAAAUUCUUAUCUGUGCUACCACUACAUAUUUCACUUACCUUGAAUAACUAAUACUUCAUUAAUGUUACGUCUACAAAACAGCUUUUCUUGUGAAGCAGAAAAACCCUAUAGCAAUGGUUUUAUCUAUUAAUACCCCAAUGAUGCUAAAAAAAAGUGUGGGUACACUGAUUUUCAUCGGAAUAAUUGUGAUUGAAUGUGGUCCCAAUACCUGUGUCUGUUAUAAAGUGAUUGUAAACAGGUAGCCAUGAUUUGAGAAUACAUACAGUAUCAAAUCUACAUCUAAACAUGCAUUACUGUAAAUUUAAAUCACAAUUUGAGAGGAAAAGAUGAGUUUGUACCCCUAGACAAGCUGUCUUGGCCAUGUUUUGGACUAGAGACACUGAAAGAAUUUUUUGGGAUCCCAAGUAGUCAGGAGGGUACUUUAAAAAUAAUAAAUCUUGAUUAUCUUUAGCCCAAUUUCUUUCAAGUGAGUUAACAGUAGAUCUUAAAAUUAGUCUCUUAUCUCUGUAUUAUCUCCCUGUACGGUACUAUUUCUUACAACCCUAGUUGUUGUUGCAUGUGUCGUGUGUGUGUGUGUGUGUGUGUGUGUAUUUGCUCUGUGCGCUUUGCAGUAUUAUGUCAGUGUUACACUUAAGAACUCAUAACAACAGUGAUGUGUUUGAUCAUUCCAGCUAAAAUAAACCCAUUUGUGUAUUUAUCAGUCAUUAA
This is a messenger RNA of Micropterus dolomieu (smallmouth bass), 1938 nucleotides long. RefSeq names its product potassium channel tetramerization domain containing 6b (gene kctd6b). NCBI's taxonomy places the organism in Eukaryota, Metazoa, Chordata, Actinopteri, Centrarchiformes, Centrarchidae. Gene Ontology annotation, biological process: protein homooligomerization. The record is from RefSeq and is a predicted model, not a curated record. Gene Ontology annotation, molecular function: protein binding. The transcript has 3 exons. The coding region runs from base 277 to 990 and encodes 237 amino acids.